This is a messenger RNA of Aspergillus nidulans FGSC A4, 1372 nucleotides long. RefSeq names its product ORMDL family protein. The coding region runs from base 323 to 1372 and encodes 349 amino acids. The record is from RefSeq and is a predicted model, not a curated record. NCBI's taxonomy places the organism in Eukaryota, Fungi, Ascomycota, Eurotiomycetes, Eurotiales, Aspergillaceae. The transcript is spliced from 3 exons. Gene Ontology annotation, cellular component: membrane; endoplasmic reticulum membrane.
AGUAGUUUCGACGCCACGCAACAAAAUCCUGAACAACGUCGUGUCAUCGAGAGUUGAGAGGCAUUAUUCGUACGGUUGGACUUUCGAUAGGUACUGGGCAUCCCGUGACCAGCCGAUCGGUCGGAAUAUCUCCAGUUCUUCCGUGCCGCCAUUGUUCGCUGUUACUGGCAUCAUUAACUCUAUCAUCCCUCCCCAGCUUCGUCACCCUCGGUCGCUUUUGAAAUCUUUCUUUUCUUUGCUUCUUAUCUCUCCUUUCUUUACGCCUUUGCUUACGAGUACCUCUUUUCACCGAUCGAACACCGCCAAAGUGUCGUCCUUACUGAUGCCCCGUGCUAUCUCCUUCCCACCGGAGGUUGACACAGGACCACACCGGCUAGCACCAGAUCAUAACAUGUCCCAGAGCAAGGCUGGCAGGCGGAGGAGGUCGAGCAGUAUCAUCUACCAGGAGCCUCCCGAGUCCAUUGAGCACACCAGCGACCAGGCGGCCCUCCCAAACCUGAAUGCGAACUGGGUUAAUGCUAAGGGUGCUUGGACUAUCCAUUUCGUCUUGAUUGCGGCCUUGAAGAUCUUCUACGAUAUCCUCCCCGGCGUUUCGCAAGAGACAUCAUGGACCCUCACCAACAUCAGCUACAUGUUCGGUUCCUUCCUCAUGUUCCACUGGGUGCGGGGUAUUCCCUUCGAAUUCAACGCGGGCGCCUAUGACAACCUUAACAUGUGGGAGCAAAUCGACAAUGGGGACCAAUAUACUCCGGCGAAGAAAUUCCUGCUUUGCGUGCCAAUCUGCCUUUUCCUUCUCAGUACACAUUACACCCACUACGACCUGACUUACUUUGUCAUCAAUUUCCUAGCUACCUUGGGAGUGGUCCUUCCCAAGUUACCCUUCGUCUCUUCUCCGACAUACCGGAAGAGUAGCGGAACGGCUUCCUCUUCUCUAUCCAAUGUUUUCUCCUACAGACCUUACUACUUUCCCGCCAAAUUAUCCUUUCCGUUGUGUUUUAUUCUUUCCUUUACUCUCUACUACUCUCUACUAUUCUCUACUUUUGUCAUAACUUUAAUACCUACCUGUUCAGGAGCCAUACUGCUGGCAGAUUUGGGCGGAGUCUAUUCUCCACCUCUUUUAUUCUGGGCGCGGGGAAAGAGUAUGAUUCUGAGAUUAGGCAUCAGAUCCCCUGCGACACGGGCAAAAAGCCACCCGCAGAACCAGAAACGACGCAAAAGAAUUGGGGAUAGACGGUGUUUGGCGAGGGCUUAUACAGGACAGAUAUUUAUUACAGAUAUCCCACUAUUCUUCCCAAGACAAUCUUCCUGCUGCUUCUUUAUAGCUGUACUUUACUUAGGUGUGUGCGCUGUCUGUGUCACAGGGCUGAUCUAA